AUGAUCUCAGUGAUACACUUGACCUUGAUUGUUUUGUUGGCAUACCUAAAUCCGUCUGAUGGAAAGUGCACCUUAGCACCAUUAGAUUCUGAGCGGCAUAUACGCCAGCCAAUAGCUUACGUUUGCAUCCACGGAGAUCUUCAGGAUUUGCAAGAUGUGCCCAGUAACACGGAAUGGAUUGAAUUCACAGUGUCACAUUUGCAUCAAAUUCCAGCUGAUGCGUUCUCCAGAUUCAACGAUUUGAAGCGAUUGACAUUCUACAAUUGCCAAUUGAGGGAUAUCAGCCAGGAUGCGUUCCGCGGGCUGGACAAUUUGGAAUGGUUGAUAAUGUCCAAUACCAAAAUGCAGGUAGCCAGAGCGGCGAUGUUCAAGCAUGUGAAGAAUUUGAAGCUACUGACAUUGGAUUCGGUGGAAUUGAGCUACGUUGAGCCGGAGGUCUUCCAAAUUUUGGGGAAGAAAUUGGAGUCGCUCAAUCUGAGGAACAACGACUUAAAUUGUCUGCCAAUUGAUGAUUUGGCGAAAAUGGGCAGGCUUAAGACCAUAAGGAUUGAUGAGAAUCCGUGGCUGUGUGACUGCAGAAGUGCUUUGGAGAAUUUGAUGGCCAAACACAGAAUCAGGCACGAAGGUGCUGUUGAUUUGAGGGACUAUGCUCGGCAAAAACGGUGGCAGUGGCAGUAUAAUGAGAGCUACUAUCAUCAAAGUAGUACCCGGGUUUAUGAUUGCAUGGCGGUUUUGCAGUACCCACAAUUGCCCUCGGUCAAGACAGUUGAUUCUUAUCAGAGCAGAAUUGAGUGGAGGGAAUCGACCACCAAUAGCAUUACUUAUCUAGACUAUUUGCCGGAUAAUAGUGGGUGGAUUGAAGUGUUCAAUGUUCAUAUUCCUAAAUUGAAACGCUAUACCUUCUUUAGAUUUGGAAAUAGUCUGAGGAGUAUUUUGUUGAAGGAUUGUGGGAUCAGGGAAAUUGAACCUGAAGCGUUUGCUGGGUUACAUAAGCUGGAAAGAUUGGCUAUUUCUGGAGCGCAGUUAACUGUUGUUGCUAAUUAUUGGUUUCAAGAUCUCACCAGGCUUACAGACCUGGUUUUAGAAAGGGAUUCUAUAGAAACUUUUGAAUUUGGCGCGCUUAAUCAUCUUCGGAAUUUAAGACAAUUGGAUCUUACGGGGAAUAGAAUUAAUUGCCUAGCGGUUGAAAAUUUGGAACAGUUGAGGUUGCUUCAACGAAUUGAGGCGAUGGAAAAUCCAUGGUACUGCUCUUGUAGAAGGAAUCUGGAAAAUUGGCUGUUAAAGAAUCAAAUUGGGUAUGGAAUGAGCAGUAGCAGAACUUCAGGGACCAGUUGCUUGGAUGAAAAUGAUACUUCAGUGGCUCGUCCGGUUACGGAUUAUACCUAUUACAAUGCAUCAUCCACUGGACGCAUCCGUUGGAGUUGGGGCUACGAAGUUCAAGCUCGAAAACCAGUAGAACGACCAACAACACUAGCGCCACCUGUUAUCAUAGACCGACCGUCAACGCCAGUGGUUAACCUAGGAGGUUGUCGUCCUGUUGCAUCGCAACAAUACUACCAUAACCCUCGAUACAAUCACCUAAAAGGUUUGACCUACGCUUGCGCACAAGGGUCACUGGCAGAUCUCAAAAAUGUGCCGCCCAAUGUCGAAACAAUAAUAAUUACCAACAAUGCAUUGCACACUCUAGAAAAUGAUUUUUUGAGGAAAUUCAAUGGCUACUUACGUAGACUCGAAAUACGGAAUUGUGCGAUUAAUACAAUCGAACAUGGCGCGUUUGCGAGCUUGUAUAACCUAGAAAGUCUUAUCAUACGUGACAACAAUAUUGGGACUGUGACCUUGGAUUGGUUUGGACGCGAUAUGAGGAAUUUGCGUCAUUUGGAUCUAUCUAGGAAUAAUAUUGGAAGAAUCGAGAAUAAUCUCUUUGAUUGCGUUCCUAAUUUGAUAAGUCUUGAUAUUUCAGAGAAUAAAUUGAACUGCAUUGGGGUUGAGCAACUUGAAAAGUUAAGGUACUUACGAGAACUAAGGAUCACUGGUAAUCCAUGGACUUGCUUAUGUGCAACGAGACUUGAACGGUUCAUUCAGAACAAAGAGAUUUCUUGUCCUAAUGGGUGUUUGGAUUCGGUGUUGUAUGAUAAUGGAAUGUCUACUUGGGGCGGGUGUCAUGUAGAUCGUCCAAGAAUUCCAACAGUUCCAUCAAUUUUCCGACCAACUUCCACGCCAACAAUCACCACUACAGAAGUUCCAAUAACGGAAGCUUAUAACGUAACUGGAACAUGUUCUGCAACAAACGAGCGCACCCACUACUUCUGCAACAACGGAGAUAAGUUUAUCAUAAACAACAUCCCCACCUACGUGCGUUCAAUUGAAAUUUACGACAGCCAUAUUCCGUAUAUUCCUGCCGGGUGGUUUUCGCGCUUUAGAAACCUAACUGAACUUACCAUCCGCGGAUGUUCUGUCGAAGACAUCGACCCUCGCGCAUUCCACGGCCUUUACAAGCUCGAAAAACUGGUGAUCACUGACAACCGACUAUCAGUGAUCCGCAACAGUUGGUUCCGCGAUUGCAAGUCGCUCUAUUGGCUAGAUUUGAGCAAGAACAACCUUAUGGAGAUAGAGGCGGGUGCUUUUGACAACUUGCAACAUCUUCAGUACCUCAAUAUCGAAGAAAACGCAUUCUUGUGCAUUUACACUGGAUAUUUUACGGAACAGGAUCAAAAUUGGCGAAGAUUGCCCAGACUAAAAGUCCUCGAGUUCGGCAACAAUCCGCUUAAAUGGAGGUGCUAUCAAGAAUUACGUCAGUUUCUUGAAGUUAGGACUAUUGGGUACACAUACUUCAAGUGUCCGCAUGACAGCAAAGCUUUGGUCAGAGAGUUGUUGAAUGAAAACAAAAUGGACGGGACUGUUCAAAGCGCGGGGUUCAAUUUGCGAUUUGAUCACUUUACUUUUCUUCUGGUCAUUUUGUUGUUUAAUAUUUUUUAA
This is a messenger RNA of Cotesia congregata, 2976 nucleotides long. NCBI's taxonomy places the organism in Eukaryota, Metazoa, Arthropoda, Insecta, Hymenoptera, Braconidae. The record is from the annotation of a GenBank genome assembly.